AGAUUUCUCAAUUGGGAUCUUCCAUACGCUGCAUUGGUUCGACGGCUAGGGGGUCACGUUCAAGAUCAUCCAUCACCCUUCAGCCCUGGGCCUCCGACUCCAGACUACAUCGCUGUGGGCCUUCAUGACCACCCUAGUCCCGAUCCACGCGAGGCAAUGUCGCCGACCGCUCAGCUGGUGGACAAGAAGGUGCUCAUUGACAGAGCACACCUUCUCUUGAGCGGAAGAGACCGCGAAUUAAUGAAGCAAUUGACUAGGGAUGAGAGAAGGACCGCUGCCACCUGGCUUCAUGACGGCUGGAUGUUCUCGUUCAUGACGACGAAGUACUGGGGCAAAGGACCUCGGCACUGGAACCCGUCGUUAAUUCAUUUCAAGACAUUUGCCGGUGUCAUCGAAUCUUCAUUUGAAGACAACUCGGGUGACUCGAUGGGAGCAGUCGUGGUGCAGUCUCCUUCCACGAUCCCUCCGGUGGUCGAUCCUCCUACACAAUUGUGCAGAUGGUCAAUACACUACAAGGCAACCAUCAAGUACGAUCCAAUCCCUGAACAGGACACCGACAUUGAGGCCCAUAGUGCCGAUCAAUUUGACGUGGAAGAUGAGUCUACCUGGCCAAAAUGGGAACCCUAUCAGGAUUUGAGCAAAACCUUGGCUGAAGCGAGCCGGGAUAAUUCGUUCACCACCAUAAAGUGUCAGGACUUGCCAUUGGCAGCUGAUAAACUUGUCAACACUGCCGCUGAGUGUGAAAGCGACACCGAGGUUGAAGCCAUCGGCUUCGCUAUCAUGUCUCGCAACACAGACGUUCUGCUAGAUCUUUUAGACGCAGUACGGUACAACGACCGAGCCCUUCGAGAUAUUUCACCCUUUCAUCUUGCGGCCAGAUUUCUAGACGGAGCUAAGGCAUGUUGCAACGUGAUGUCACUUCUUGUGCGGUCGUUGGAUGACGAUUGUUCAAUUGGAGUCAACUACACAGACAAAUCCGGCCUGACCGUCUUGGACACAUUAUUCAUCUCCAUAUUGCGCUCGCACAGUUCUAUCACCCCUGAUAUGUUAGGAGGCAGCUUCGCAUCGGACAAAUCGCAUUUCGACGGAGGCGACGUUGAUGUCUGUGGGAGAUGGGAUGCGGAUUCGCCAUGCAUCCGUCAUCUCCACGUAACUGGAGAGGCGACGAUACCUACCGGGUGGAAGCACAUGUUCUGCCAUACUUCUGUCCAGGCAGUCUACCAUUGCAUUACCACCAUCUUCGUGGUUGAUUGGCGUCCUGACAUCAAUACGGUCAGCGGCUUGUUUCGAAGACGCUGUAAAGGAUGUGGUUUAGAGCUCGCACUUGGACCCAUCCAUGCUCUUGUUUUCAUUUCCUAUCAUCUGGCUAACUCUGGCCUCCCGGGGGAAACUCUCUUUGGAAUGCUUGCUUGUUUAGUAUGUCUCAUAACAUUUAGGGCAGAUCCAUCUCUAAGCCUUGAGAUUUCCAUCCCAGCGAUUCUGGGGAUUGAGGAGGCUGCUGAGUGCCAGCAUCGAGCCUUCAAUGCAGCUGAGCUUGCUGCAGCUGUCCCAGAAUAUAUCAUCAGCGCAUGGACAUCCGAAGUGCAGCUUGGGUGGAGUGCCAUCGUACAACUUCUAAGACACCAAGUCAAGCAUGCUCAAGGAUCAACCAGCACUGCGACCAAGACAUCAAAAGACCAUUCACAGGCUUCAUUCAACAAAUCAUGGGACGCUAGCAAGGGGAUUGGUGGCUACUGUCACCAUAAUAUCCACAGUUAUGAGCUCCUCUCUCACAGAAAAUAUGUCAAAUGUGGUGACAAGCAAGUUGGGAUGAUUUGGGCUGCCAUUCAAGUGGAGCUGUUGACAUACAGGCGGCUCAAAGAGGAUGAUCCAUGGCUGUCCCCUUUCUUCAACAUGCAGGAUGUACUAAAGGGGCUGCAAGACCAUGAUGGGCAGGGCCUGCAACUUUUAGUGAAUAGUCGUGGAGAGGAUAUGUUCACCCCAUUUUCUCGUUGCGGUUUGUUCUUAUGGUCAGAUCAUCCCGGUUGUGUCCGGGGAGAAGAGGCCUGCAGUUCAUAUUGUGGCAAUCUCGACGAUUGGAAACGGACAAGUUUCAUUGAAUCCAGAUCGUGGAAAUUUUAG
Cryphonectria parasitica EP155 is the source of this 2121-nucleotide messenger RNA. RefSeq lists its product as uncharacterized. NCBI's taxonomy places the organism in Eukaryota, Fungi, Ascomycota, Sordariomycetes, Diaporthales, Cryphonectriaceae. The transcript is spliced from 2 exons. The annotation marks the transcript as partial. The record is from RefSeq and is a predicted model, not a curated record.